Molecule: messenger RNA, 5445 nt
Organism: Eriocheir sinensis (Chinese mitten crab)
Lineage: Eukaryota; Metazoa; Arthropoda; Malacostraca; Decapoda; Varunidae
Product: mucin-17-like
Exons: 12
Coding region: 172-4983 (1603 amino acids)
Source: RefSeq, a predicted model, not a curated record
UAAUUAAUAGUGUUAUAUUUCUGUAGCUGUGGGUCAGAAACCUCAAAAUAUGAUCUAAGUCUGGCAGCGCUGGAGUGGAGGCAGCGUUGUGUUCAAACCCAGCUGGUGGUGGGUCUGGCGUGUACCUUUUACUCUGUGCUGUUUUUACCUCCCUGACUGAUAAUUAUUGCCAUGGAGGACGAGAAAGAAAACGACACAAGAUUAGUCAUGGGAUUCAAGGCGAGCAGACGGAGGCAGUCUAUCUUGAAGGAAUCUCCUGGGAGGAACACUAUUGAAGAGAGACGCUCAAUCAUUUUUAAGAAGAGAGUGUCCUUUUCAGGCACAAAUACAGUCAAGGAGUUCAAGCCCCAACGUGGUGGUAAUACUGAGUGGGACAGUUCCUAUGAGCUGCCAGCACCACACCAUGACAGCUCUUCAUCCAUGUGCACCACAGACAGAUCAAUCAGGUUUGAUGGAAAUGUCAUUGGUAAUGAAGGAGCACCUGCACCUCCACCACAAGUCCACAGCACCCAUCAGAAGGAUGCUGACGAGGGUGUAGCGGAUGAAGAAGAUGAGAAUAGUUGUGACUCUACGAAUUUCCUAAGGAAGUUUUUAGCCCUUACUCCUGCAGAGGCAUCCAACCCUUCUUCAGUUCCAGAAAGGGGUGACACUGCCACAGGCCCAAACAUACAGAGCAGUUGUAUUGCAGCACUCCAAACCAUGCCACUAGCUCAGAACCCUCAUGUCAAUCAACCAGUUCAGCAGCCUGCACCCCCACUACAACUUUCAGCCACUGCACAAGCAAGUGUUGAUGAUGAUGACAGUGAUACAGAAAUGCAGAAAAACAUUCUUUCUCAAUUUCUUGCUUCUUCACUCGUCACUGAGACUGCUUCCCAGCCAUCAACACCACCAACAGAAGAGGAUGCUGAUGCAGCAACUGGACAAAGCAAUUUUCUCAGUAAAUUACUUGGCCUUCCAUCAGUUUCAGGAUCAGAGCCUGUAACCAAGCCAUUUAAUGGAAGUGGCAUAACCUGCCCUGUGAGUCAGACCAAUGCACUAUUGCAAGACAGUAUUAUGGAGAUGACCUGUCAGGUUACCAAACCAACCUCUGAUAUAGAAAUGACUAACCCUGUGGACCAAUAUAGCAGGAAGUCUUUAGGGAAACAAGACAUGGAGAUGACCUGUACUGUGGAACAGGCCAAGAAAAGUCUGGGGAACCAAGACAUGGGGAUGACCCAUCAUGGAAGUCAGGAUACAAGGAAAUCUUUAGGAAACCAGACCAUGGAGAUGACCUGUACUGUGGAUCAACUCAUCAGCAAAUCCAAAAACCAAGAAAUUGAUAUGUUGUGUCCUGUGGGUCAGAACGUUAAACCACCAAAAGAUUUGAACCAGACCAUGGAAAUGACCUGUCCUGUGGGUCAGGCCACCAGACCAAACCUGGACCAGACCAUGGAGAUGACCUGUCCUGUGGGUCAGGCCACCAGGCCAAACCUGGACCAGACCAUGGAGAUGACCUGUCCUGUGGGUCAGGCCACCAGACCAAACCUGGACCAGACCAUGGAGAUGACAUGUCCUGUGGGUCAGGCCACCAGACCAAACCUGGAACAGACCUUGGAGAUGACCUGUCCUGUGGGUCAGGCCACCAGGCCAAACCUGGAACAGACAAUGGAGAUGACCUGCCCUGUGGGUCAGGCCACCAGAGCAAACCUGAACCAGACCAUGGAGAUGACCUGUUCUGUGGGUCAGGCCACCAGGCCAAACCUGGACCAGACAAUGGAGAUGACCUGUCCUGUGGGUCAGGCCACCAGACCAAACCUGAACCAGACCAUGGAGAUGACCUGUCCUGUGGGUCAGGCCACCAGACCAAACCUGGAACAGACCAUGGAGAUGACCUGUCCUGUGGGUCAGGCCACCAGGCCAAACCUGGACCAGACAAUGGAGAUGACCUGUCCUGUGGGUCAGGCCACCAGGCCAAACCUGGACCAGACAAUGGAGAUGACCUGUCCUGUGGGUCAGGCCACCAGGCCAAACCUGAACCAGACCAUGGAGAUGACCUGUCCUGUGGGUCAGGCCACCAGGCCAAACCUGGACCAGACAAUGGAGAUGACCUGUCCUGUGGGUCAGGCCACCAGGCCAAACCUGAACCAGACCAUGGAGAUGACCUGUCCUGUGGGUCAGGCCACCAGGCCAAACCUGGAACAGACCAUGGAGAUGACCUGUCCUGUGGGUCAGGCCAAGAGACCAAAUCUGAACCAAACCAUGGAGAUGACCUGCACUAUGGAUCAGGUCACCAGAAAAUCUUUAGGAAAGCAGGACAUGGAGAUGACCUGUGCUGUGAGUAAGGUCACCACACCAUCUCUGGACCAAAUCAUGGGGAUGGCCUGCCCUGUGGGUCAGGUCACCAGGUCAAACCUUGAACAAACCAUGGAGAUGACUUGCACAGUCGAUCAGGUCACUAGACUACCAAAGAAAGCAGAGGAGACCAUGGGGAUAACCUGUCCUGUGGGUCAGGUCACUAAACUAAACCUAGACCAGACUAUGGAGAUGACCUAUCCUGUAGGUCAGGUCACAAGACUAAACACUGAACAUACCAUGGAGAUGACCUGUCCUGUGAGUCAGGUCACAAUACCAAACUCUGAACUAACCAUGGAGAUGACCUGUCCUGUGGGUCAGGUCAUUAGACCAAACCUUGAACAGACCAUGGAGAUGACCUGUCCUGUAAAAUCAAAUGCUGAACAGACCAUGGAGAUGACUUGCACAGAGGAUCAGCUCACUAGACUACCUAAAGAAGCAAAAGUGACCAUGAAAAUGACAUGUCCUGUGGGUCAGGUCACUAGACCAAACCUGGACCAGACCAUGGAGAUGACCUGUCCUGUGGGUCAGGUCACCAGGCAAAAUCUAAACCAGACCAUGGAGAUGACAUGUUCUGUUAGUCAGGUCACCAGGCAAAAUCUGAAGCAUAGCAUGGAGAUGAUCUCUCCUGUGAGUCAAGUCACUAAACCAAACCUGGACCAGAGCAUGGAGAUGACCUGUCCUGUGAGUCAGCUCACUAGACCAAACCUGGACCAGAGCAUGGAGAUGACUUCUCCUGUGCAUCAGGUCACAAGACCAAACACUGAACAGACCAUGGAGAUGACCUGUCCUGUGGGUCAGGUCACCAGGCCAAAUCUGAACCAAACCAUGGAGAUGACCUCCACUGUGGAUCUGGUCAUGAGACCGAACAUUGAACAAACCAUGGAGAUGACCUGUCCUGUGGGUCAGGUUACCAGACAAGCUAAAGAAGUUGACCAGAUGAUGGAAAUGACGUGUUCAGUGGAUCAGGUCACCAGACAAGAGGAAAAAUGUGAAACAGUGGAAAUUGCCUGUGGUACAGGGCAGAUCACCCGGAUAACCCAAGAGGAUAAAACAUUGGAGAUGGCCGGCACAGUGGAUCAGGUCACCAGUAAAUCCAAGAGCCAAAAAAUGGAAAUGACAUGUCCUGUAAUUUUAGUCUCCAGUCCUUCUAAAGAAGUAUCCCAGACUGUGGAGAUGACCUGUACCACGGAGCAAGGCGCUAGAAAACCUUCAGGAUAUCAAAACAUGGAAAUGACCUGUAGUAUAGGUCAGGUCACCAGACUAAACUUGAACCAGACCAUGGAGAUGACAUGUCCUGUGGAUCAGGCCACCAAACCAUGCACAGAAAAGAGCCAGGCUCAUCAGGAUGCCCAACCAACCCUCAUUAUGAAGAUUAACAAAGUAUCAGUUAUUGAUUCUGAUGUGAUGACCUCACCUAUGUGUCAGGUCACUAGAGGACUUGCACUAAACCAGAGUAUGAAGAGGACCCAGAAUGUGGGGUAUUCCACCAGCAUAGUGGAAGAGAUGAGUGCUACAGUGGAUCCUGACAUUCCUGAGAAACAGAAAACAUCAAUCCUUGGCAAGCGCUCCUCCCCUUCAAGCCAUACUGAUGAGUCGUCCUCUAAACUGUUUGCACUGAGUCCAGAACGGUGUGAUCUCGAACUCUCUUCUUCCUUCACCUCACUUGCUUCCCCAUGUACACCCUCUCCAAGCCCAGUGGAAUCCAGGCCUCCUCACUUAGUUGCCUUUGAACUACAACCCUCUUCACCCUUAGCCUUGCCUCUCUCCACAGCUCUUUUUCCACUUGCACCUCAAGGUGAUGUCCCUGAACAACCUUCACACCCAGCCAGUUCCCCUGAGCAGCAACCUUCCUGUUCCACUCUUAUCCUUCCCUCUCCAACUCCUCUGUCAGAACCCAUUGUAUCACUUACAGCAGGUCCCUCUAGCAAUGAGCCUAUCUUGCCAUCCACAACACAUGCUCCCUCACCUGCCCCAGCCAGCCCUCCCCCUCCACAGUGUCCUGGCUGGUGCUCCCUACAGGCUGGUUCACUCAUCUCUAAUCCCUAUCACAGUGGGUACAAGUGGUGCAUUAUAGAGGCUGAUGGAGACAAAUGGUGCCUGAGCCUGGUGCACACUACCCUGCAGGUGUUCCUCACUGUGGCACACCACCAGCGCCUUCACCUCAUCAUCACCAAUGCUGACACAAACUUUAAAAGUGAGAAUAUGACAAAGCCAAUGGCAAAGCUGGUGCUGCAGGUGCUGGGAUGCCGCCUCGAUGCCACACUCACCCCCUUGACUGGCCUGAUGCUGUGUGAGGCAGCCCCGGCCCUGGACAGGGUGUUUGAAGCUUACCACAGUAUGCAUGACCUUAUGUUGGAGCUCCAACUUAUCAAAUUAUUUCACAUCACCAAGAUAACUACAGACAGUGUGCAGGUGACCCUGAGCAGCUACAGACACCACACAACCCUGGAGGUGGAGGUGCGACUGGAGCCACCCUCACCACACCCCUCUGACCCGUACACCCUUCACCCAUCAGUCUCCCUUAGCAUUGGAAAGCUGAGAAAAGAGGCAGUGGAGGCAGUGAUAGCAGAUGUAGCACCAGGCCCACAGCAAAUUCAGAGACUGGUAACUGCUGUGCAUCACUUGGUGAAGAGCAACUGUGCCUGUUAACUGACUCUAGAUAGGUCUUCCUACAAUCUGUCCCUAUUUUUGUUUUGUACACUAUCAUUUUCGUAUCAGGGUGUGGCAUCUGAGAGCGCUUUAUUUUUAUGAAGAAGAUUUUACCUAGAAACAAAUUUUGGCCUUUUUUAUUAACUGUUCAUUACGGCACUUACUCCCUUGAUUUGUUGUACCACAGAAGUUACCAACAAUUAAGGCAUUCCUAUCCCUCUGUCCUCAUGCCUUUAUCAUCUCCUUUGUCAACAUUUACAUUGAGGUAGUAGUUUCAAAAUCCUGGUAUCUCAGAGGAGUUACAUUUAUAACCGCAUUCUUUUGGGUUAAAUUGGUGGAGGAAUUAAGAUAUUCAGGUAUUCCAGCUGACUACAAUUGUGCCUUUAACUGUAUCAAGUUACUCUGUAUUCAUGAGCUUAUAUUUUAUUAAUGAAAUCAUCUAAAUAAAUGUUUUAAGUUAGA